Molecule: messenger RNA, 3846 nt
Organism: Colletotrichum destructivum
Lineage: Eukaryota; Fungi; Ascomycota; Sordariomycetes; Glomerellales; Glomerellaceae
Exons: 2
Coding region: 1-3846 (1281 amino acids)
Source: RefSeq, a predicted model, not a curated record
AUGAAGCUUGUUGUCGAAGAGGCGGACGAGGUAACAAAUGAUGUUGGGGAGCUUAGCGGACUUCCAGAUGAGUUGGCGGAUGAGGUAGAAGAGCUAGCGGUCUGUAGAGAGGAGGUAGAGGAGCUUCCCGCCGAGCUUUCUGAGGAGCUGACGGAUGAUGUGGAAGCGCUUGCAGUUGAAACGCCAGAUGAGGUCGCGGGUUGUGCGGAUGAGCUUGUAGUUGAGAUCCCGGAAGAUGUGCCAGUAGAUGAUGUGGAAGCACUUGCAGUCGAAGCAUCGGACGAGCUCACUGAUUGUGUGGAGGAGCUCCCAGUUGAAGUUCCUGAAGAUGCGCUGGCAGGUGACGUGGAGGAGCUCGUUGAUGCGGAUCCGAAGGAGCUGCCAGUACUUGAGCUGGACGAGCUGGCAGCUGGAGAGGUCGACGAGCUAACGGUUACGCUUCCGCUGCUGCUUGCCACCGUGGUAGACGUGGAUUCAGUGAUGACGGUAGUGCUGCUGGUGCCGGUGCUUGUAGGAGAAGCUGUUGAUGUAGAUCCACCAGUUUCGCUAGUCGACGUCGUAGACGAGCCUACGGCGGACGAGGAACUACUUGAAGUCGAUCCUGUAGUAGGUGAACUAGUUGGCUGGGUGCUUGCAGUAGAUGACGUUGUCGUGACAACCCCAGAACUGGUUGCCUCGGUUCCAGUUGAUGAGCUUGUAGAAGAUGAGAUUAAGGAGUUGGGAAGCAGGCUCGUGGUGGAGGUUGAAAUUCCGGGAGAGGAGGACGACUGGCUCGUGGGUGUCGAGAUGGUGGAAUCAGAAGGCCCGCUGGUAGACUCAGAGGUCCCCAAAGAAGAGGAUGACUGGGUCGCGGAUGUUGUGACAGAAUCCGGAAACACGGUGGUAAGCGUGGAGGUCCCCGACGAAGAUGUUAGGGUUGUGAGUGUUGUGAAGGAGUUGGGGAAUACACUGGUUGUCGUGGAAGUUCCCGAGGAAGAGGGCGUUAUGAAGGUAGAGUCAGGCACCAAGCUACUAGGCGUUGAGGCUUCUGAAGAUGAUGAUACCUGCGUUGUGGUUGUGGAUGAUAUGAGAGAGUUAGGCAGCGCGCUGGUGGAUGUGGAGAUGUCUGAUGAGGUGGAUGUCAGGCUUGAUGUUGAGACGGACAAUGCACUGCUAGACGUUGAGGCUUCCGAAGACAAUGAUGUCUGCGAUGUGGUUGUGGAUGAUAUGAUGGAGUUAGGCAGCGCGCUAGUGGAUGUGGAGAUGUCUGACGAGGAGGAUGUCAGGAUAGUGGAAUCGGACAACACACUGCUGGAUGUAGAGGCUUCUGAAGAUGAUGAUGCCUGUGUUGUGCUUGUGGAUGAUAUGAUGGAAUUAGGAAGCGCGCUAGUGGAUGUGGAUGUGUCUGAUGAGGUGGAUGUCAAGAUAGUUGAGUCGGACAACACACGGCUAGACGUCGAGGCUUCCGAAGAUGAUAAUGUCUGCGUUGUGGUUGUGGGUGAUGUGAUGGAAUUUGGAAGCGCGCUGGUGGAUGUGGAUAUCUCGGAUGAAGAGGUUGUGAGGAUUGUAGAAGUAAAGGUAGUCAAAUCGGUCGAUGCGCUGCCAGAAGUAGAGAUUCCCGAGGAGGAGGAUGUCUGUGUUGAGGUUGUGAGCGUGGUGACGGAGUUAGGCAAGACACUAGUAGACGUAAAGACGUCUGAAGACACGGAUGACUGGGUCGAUGAAGUCGAAACAGUAGAUUCAGACAAACUGCCACCAGACGUCGUGGUUCCUGAAGAUGAAGAUGUCUCUGUUGUAGUCGUGAGUGUUGUGAUGGAGUUGGGAAACACACUGGUAGACGUAGAGGCUUCUGAAGACGGAGAUGACUGGGCCGUGGAUGUUGUGAUUGAGCUCGGGAACACGCUAGUGGACGUUGAGGCUCCCGAAGAGGAGGAUGCCAGGCUCGUUGAUGUCGAGAUGAGGGAGUUGGGAAGACCGCUUGUGGAAGUGGCAGUUCCGGAAGAUGACGAUGACUGGAUCGUGGAUGUUGUGAUAGGGUCUGGGGACACGCUAGUGGAUGUUGAAAAUUCCGAGGAGGAGGACGUCUGGCUUGAUGUUGAGACAAGGGAAUUAGGAAGCCCGCUGGUGGAUGAUGAGACAUCUGAGGCGGAGGAGGAGGAUGUCAGGCUUGUGGAUGUGGAAAUGAGAGAAUUAGGAAGCCCACUAGUGGACGUUGAUGAGACAUCUGAAGAGGAAGACGUCAGGCUUGAUGUCGAGAUGAGUGAAUUGGGAAGCCCACUGGUGGAAGUUGAUGAGUCCGAGGAUAAUAGGCUUGUGGAUGUUGAGAUGAGAGAGUUAGGAAGCCCACUAGUGGACGUUGAUGAGACAUCUGAAGAGGGGGAUGUCAGGCUUGAUGUUGAGACAAGAGAAUUAGGAAGCCCACUGGUGGUCGUUGAUGAGUCUGAAGAGGAUGUCAGGCUGGAUGUUGAGAUGAGUGAAUUAGGAAGCCCGCUGGUGGACGUUGACGAGACACCUGAAGAGGAGGACGUCAGGCUUGAUGUUGAGAUGAGCGAAUUAGGAAGCCCGCUGGUGGAUGAUGAGACAUCCAAAGAAGACGUCAGAGUCGUGGAAGAGUCCGAAGAUCCACUGAUGGAGGUUGACGUCCCUGAUGAAAACGAUGUCUGGCUUGUUGAUGUGGAGAUGAGAGAGUUGGGGAGUCCACUGGUGGUCGUUGGGGCUUCUGAAGAGGUAAGGGAGCUGGAAAGUCCGCUUGUGGACGUCGAGACAUCCAAAGAGGACGUCGGGCUCGUGGUUGUCGAGAUGAGAGAGUUAGGCAGCCCACUGGUGGACGUUGAGGCUUCUAAAGAGGACGUUAGAGCCGUGGAAGUCAAGAUGACAGAGUCCGAAGAUCCGCUGGUGGAUGAUGAGACAUCCGAGGGGGAGGACGUCAGGCUUGUUGAUGUAGAAAUAAGAGAGUUAGGAAGUCCACUUGUAGUUGUUGAGGCUUCUGAAGAGGUAGGGGGGCUGGGAAGUCCGCUGGUAGACGUCGAGACAUCCAAAGAGGACGUCAGGCUUGUGGAUGUCGAGAUGAGAGAGUUAGGAAGCCCACUUGUAGUUGUUAAGGCUUCUGAAGAGGUAGGGGGGCUGGGAAGUCCGCUGGUAGACGUCGAGACAUCCAAAGAGGAUGUCAGGCUUGUUGAUGUAGAAAUAAGAGAGUUAGGAAGUCCACUUGUAGUUGUUGAAGCUUCUGAAGAGGUAGAGGGGCUGGGAAGUCCGCUGGUAGACGUCGAGACAUCCAAAGAGGAUGUCAGGCUUGUUGAUGUUGAGAUAAGGGAGUUAGGAAAGUCCGAGGAUCCACUGAUGAAGGUUGACGUUUCUGAGGAAAGGGACGCCUGGCUUGUGGACGUGGAGAUGAGAGAGUUAGGAAGCCCGCUGGUGGACGUUGACACAUCUGAAGAGGAGGACGUCAGGCUUGUUGUAGUUGAGAUAAGGGAGUUGGGAAGCCCGCUGGUGGAUGUUAAGACAUCCAAAGAGGACGUCAGGCUUGUUGUUGUCGAGAUAAGGGAGUUAGGGAGUCCACUAGUAGACGUCGCAAUUUCGGCAGACGAUGAUGACUGGUCUGUAGACGUCAAGGUGAGUGAGUCGGGAGAUGCGCUAGAGGAUGUUGUGACUUGGGACGAAAACGUCGUCUGGAACGAGGACGUCUCGGAUGUUGAUGUCGAGAUGAGGGAGUUGGGAAGCAGGCUCGUAGACGUAGAAACUUCUGAAGAGGGGGAUAUCUGGAGAGUGGACGUCUCGGACGUCGAUGUCGAGAUAAGGGAGUUGGGAAGCGCGCUGGUAGAUGAUGAGACUUCUGAAGAGAGGGGUGUCUGGAUUGUGGAUGUCUGA